CUGCAAGUAGUAUAUCAACGUUUCGCACGAUAAUCGUGGGCCGUUUCGCUCUGCGCGUCGACGCUCUUUAAUCGUACGAGUCCACGUGGUAGACGCUAGAAGAUAGACGAAGAGAAGCAACGUUCCCGCUCGAUCACUCGUGCAUUCGACGACGUAGUAUCGUUUUCGAAAAAAAAAAAAUUGUCAUCGUGUCGUGGCACGUGACGAACAAAGAUAGAACGCGCGGUCAAGACGAAGAAGCCGACACAAUGGAUGGACUUUGGAGACAGAAUUUCCUGACCGUCUGUAAGGACCUAAUCGUUGCCUUGGCAGUAUAACGAAAAAAAAUAGAUUCCUGGCUCCCCGAUUACACCUCUACCGAGACCUUCCGAGACACGUCUCGCAAUGUUCUCGUCCACGUUGAGGCUAGCUUUCGGGAUUGGCAACAUCGCGGGUUCGAACGGGUCGCCAUGUUGGUAGUAAUGGCGCAGCUCCACCGCAUGGAGCCAGAGCAACCCUUUGUGUCAAUUUCUCUCCGUUCCCUCUUUGUCCGCUGAUGAAACUCGGUCCAAUGCGACCUCACCGACUCGUUAAACGUACCCUUUUUUUUCUGGAUGCUUUUCGGCGUUCGAGACCGUGUUAGAUUCGCGCAGAAAAUUCAAUUUGGAAGGCUGUACGUUCGAAUGUCCGCCACCGCGGGGGGAACGGAGGGUGUUGGGUCGACACAGUAUUGCCAACUCUAGUUCUGUUUAUCCUAGUACAGUCGGAUUAAAAUAAUAAUACGAUUUGAUAUAAUGAACAAAAAUAGAUAAAUUAAGAAGCCCAAAUAUUUGAAUAAAAAUUUUGCCUGUAUUUAAAAACUAAAGGAAAUGCAAUUUAACGCGUUAAAUCAUUUAUAACCGAUUAUAUUUAUUUACAACGCUCGUUUUUAAACGGCAUACUUCCAUUCUCUAUUUUAACAAAAUUUAAGUGUCUGUACAUACAUAUAAAACGAAGAAUAUAAACAAAAAUAUCCAUCAAUAAUAAAGUCGUCCACAGUUCCAUUUUCUACUAAAGUAAUGGUACAAUUCGCAUACUAUUAUUCUAAAAAUGCACAAUACACCGGACUAAAUAGUAGAAACAUUAGAAUAAUAGACAGUUGGCAACACUGGCUGGCCGGCACGGCUCUUAGGUCGCGGUGCGGGGGGGUUUGGAGAUCUCGCGCUUUUUCCUGAAUCAGGGCGUCCUCGUUGCACCCUUUGGUUCCCUCGAGUUAGAAAGAGAGAGCAUGGUCUCCUGGUGGACGCGGUGGGAGCGCAGAUGCGUCGGUCGGCCUCUCGCACUGAUCAUGAUCUUCGCCAGCGGCCAGCAGCGUGACGUAGCUCGGCGACUUGGCGAUCGCGUUUUCGGCGUGUUUAUUUCUCGAGUUUUCUUGCCAUUGGAGUUCUGAUUCGCCUUGAGACAGUUCGCGAAUCGUCGGCGCAACGACUAACGACGUGCUGGGAGCAUCGUAAACCCCCCGAGACGCUAGGAAGCCGGUAUAUCGUGUAAAAAAACAAUGGCACGCGUCCGACAAACAUCGAGAUUCCCCUGACGUGAGGUGGCGAGCCUCGCGCUCAUUGGCCGCGAGGGCCUGGCCGAUUGAUCGCGCUCCGCCGAGGUCGGGUGACCUUUCCUCGCACAGGGAGUCCCUGGCCGAACGCGUUCAGACGCGUUCGAAGGGAUCUGGGUAUUUCCGGGCGACCCUCGUCGCCUUGCGUCGCCUCUCCCGUGGCCCGGGUCGACAGUCUUCGCCAGCCUUCGCCAGCUUUUGCGAGGAAGGGGCGAGUGCUCGACGGGGGGGCCGUCGUCGGUCCGUGUGUUGUGAUACCGUCACGAGGUGGAAACGAGACGUUUGGUUGUUUGGUGAUCGCCGAUUCCAGUCGAUCUUCGAUGCGGAUUGGAAUCGUUUCGGAAGGGCGACAUCUCAUUUACGAGCGAUCGAGUCCGGUAAUCGACUGGCAUAUCACGGCGCGAAGAUGUUGCCUUUCGGAUAGGGUUGGCCCGAGAUCGACGACCUCCGUUUGCCGUCAAAUGGGUGAUACGAGCUACCAGGAUUACCUCCUGGAUUUGGGGGUUAACGUUAUGGACAAUCUGGUAAAACAAGAGCCGGUGCAGGAGAUAAGCUCUAUGUCGGCGUCCGUUCCCAUCCCUGGAGGUCAUCGAGGAACCAGAGGAGUCUACGAUCAAUUCUCCCCAUCGCCUUUGGCCACGCCUCCCGUUUGGGGUGUCAGACCCGACCAGACGGAUUCGCCCUUCAAGCUGGAUCCCGAUCAACUGGAUGUCUCCUUUAAGAUGGACAACGACGAUAUUUUCCAAGUGGACACGGCCGAUCUUAUUCAAGGUCCCACUUUGGCCGAGCUCAAUGCCAAUGACGAUACGCUUUUGGGAGACUUAAAUUUUGACGAUUUGUUGCUGCCCGAUGAACAACUUCAGCCAUCGAGAGUACCUACCGAGGUAACGCCAACCGGAACAUCUUUCUUUAACGGCGGGCCUGUGUUUGCACCAAGCAGUUUUCCACAGUCUGGAAUCGUGUACCGCCCGGUAUACGCUAGUACCACAGGGUUCAAUGUAAAUGGUAGCGUUAACAUUGCAAAUAAUUCAGAGGCUGUGAGUCCCCCGAAUUUCCCCAGCCCAGAGCCGACAACGAUCGCAGCAAAUUCUACGGCAAACUCUUUGACGUUUCCCCAACCGGUAACAAAGCCUACCGGACAGUCGACUCUCCACGAACUGCUGAUGAGGAGAGCCGAAAAUCCACCGACCAGUCCAAUUUGCACCAACGUCGAUGCAGUGUCCAUGACAGCCAACAAAUCAAAGGUGGCAAGACUUUCGGUCUCGGCGCCCACGCAAUCGAUGGCCCUGGAGCAAUUGUGGGCCCGCAGAGAACCUCGACAGCACCUCCUGAGCACGGGCAGCCUGGGCCUUGCCGAAGUAGGCUCGACCAGUAGCUUCAGCACCGGGGGGGCAUUAAGCCCCGAUCCCCUCGGACACUUGGAUCCUUUUAGUCACGACGAAGGAUACGAGGACAGCGAUGACGACAGCGAUCAUUACGAUGACUACAGCAGCGACAAUGAUUCCGUUGACAGCGACGGAGAGGAGCAGGGCGGCAUAAGAGUGGGAAACGCCGGAAGCGAGUCCGUCCGCGAGGGCCGACCGAGCAAGAAGGAGAGGUACUUCUGGCAGUACAACGUUCAGGCCAAAGGACCCAAGGGUCAGCGACUGGUGGCCCGGGCUCGCCUCGAAGAUCCCCAUGUCCUGAACGAGGCGACGGAUCCGGUCUUCAGUCCCCAUUGCGCGCUUCGAGGGAUCAAGCACAGCGGCAAGGCCCGGAAGGGCGACGGCAACGACCUGACGCCCAACCCGAAGAAGCUCUUCAGCAUCGGACGCGAGCUAGAUAAGUUAUCGCGAGUCAUAAACGACAUGACGCCGGUUUCGGAGCUGCCGUUCACCGCCAGGCCCAAAACCCGCAAGGAGAAGAAUAAACUGGCCUCGCGGGCCUGCCGUCUCAAGAAGAAGGCCCAACACGAGGCCAACAAGAUCAAGCUGCACGGCCUCGAGCAGGAGCACAGGCGUCUCAUCCAAGGCAUAUCGCAGGCCAAGCAGACUCUUGCUGCCAAACUGACCGAACCUGGUAGAGAGAACCAGGAGGAGCUGUCCAAGCAGAUGGAGAAGUACUGUAAACACGCGACGAAGAUACGGAUAGCCAAUCAUUCAACCGAAUUCGUUAACAAAGUGCUGGACAAGGUAAAAUCCGGCGUGCCCGAUGGUGGAAUCGACGAGUUUUAGUACAGAAUCGGCUCUGUAUGUAUUUUUGUCGUCCGUAGUUGUAAGUGGAGGAGGAGAAGAGGAGCCGUGCAGUCGCCACUACACAGCUACAUAUAUUUUCUACAGUUAUUCGUGACCGAUCCAGAGAGUUACUUUUAAUUUAUUUUAAUUAAUAUUAUCCGACAGAGUAUACAUAUAUAGAUAUAUAUGACGCGAGUUAACCGGGACAAAGCCCGCUGCUUAUAUUCCAAUCGGAAAGGAACGGCGCCCUGAUUCUCAGCCCAGGAAGCUUUACGAUCACUGUCGGCCUUAAUACACUCGGCGCUGAAAAAGCGACGAACUUGUCUCUCGACAAAUCUUUAUACAUCGCGCAGAUCCGAAUGGACGUUCCAAAGAGUAUCAUAGUCACUUUUUUUACCUCCAUGUCGAGCUUUGGAAUUCACAGAGGAGCAAUUCAGGCUUGAUUAACCGUGGGGUGGUUUCAAAUAUUUUCGUUUUGCUUUUCAGACGUUUUUCAGGUGUAUAUGAAGGUUCUGUGGAGAAGGACGCUUAGUAUACGAUAAUCGCCAGGCGAUUUUCUUACACUGCUUGAUUUCUGAGAGGGCAGAGUGGUAACUUUCACUAAAAUACCUCGAAAUUAUUUACUGCCAUCCCCUUCGGGAAACGAAUAAUCAUGUACUUUACUUUUGAGUUAAUUAAUCACGAAUUGUUUGUUUAUUUAAAGCUGCGGGUUGAUGGUUAAGUUUGGAUAUGUUGGUAUUGAUCGAUUCAGUUUUGAAUUUAUUUCCCGUUGAUUUAAAAUAUAGGUUUAUAUAAGUAUACGUACGGUUAGUAGGCCUCGAGUAAUUGAGAAAUCGGGAAACGAGAGAUUGUGGUUGAGUAUCGAGAUUGUAUAUAUGUUAUAAUGAUCUAUAAAUGUUGUUUUAAAUAUUAUAAGUAAAUUAUUAUCGUGAGAUAUCGUAUCACGUAGAGUACCUGUAAUUUUAAAUGCUGACAAGAGCUUGGAUGAUUUUGAGAGAUUUUUCUGAAUUUUCUGACCGUUUAAUUUUGACCUCAAUAGAAUAUUAUUCAGUAUAGGAACGUCGAUUUUGAUAUUGCUUUUUACGAGAUUUUUAUAAGAAUCACGUCCACCUGAGACAUCUGAAAAUAAUAUUUUUUAAAACCACCCCAAAAUGGAAAGCAGAACAAAUAACGUGUCGGUAUCACUGGCUCUAACGAAUCUAGUUUUUUUUUUUUUUUUUUUUCAAAGCGAAAAGAUUAAGGAUCGCACUAAGAAUAGCACUUAGAGUACUUCGUUUACCUAAGAAUAAUUGCUUUCUCAUUGCAAAAUCGCUGCGAUUGGGGAUCCACGGUUAUCAAUAUUUCUUUCUCUCUCUUUAACGAACUCGUAUGUUUUUUUUUUAUUUUUAGACCUCGUCAUCAAAACACGUAGCAAUGUAUUAAGUUUGUUAUACAGAUACGAAACAGGUUGCAGCUCUGGUAGAAAACGUGAAUUUAAUUGUUUCAUUAUAUGUAUCAGUUAUUUCGAAGUGUAAAUUUAGUCGACUGUGGAUCUCCAAAAGCAAGCCAGGGUAAGCAUAGCCAUUUGGAUACAUAGUCUGAGUAUUGGUCCUAAGACUAACGUGAAAGUUUUGAAAGACUUUCUUUCGUAUAUGUAGGUAUGCGGGAUUAAAAUACAGGAUUAAAAGUAAAAGUGAAAGACACCCGUUUUAGGGGGAUCUGCCUCUCAGGUAUGACAGUAGUUGAUUCCGUCUACCUCAAAAAGAAUCGCUAUAUCUGCAUAAAACGUUUGACGAUGAAGUUUGCUACCAAUUUAUAUAAAGCAUUAUCCAAACUACACAUACACACACACACACGUACAUAAUAUUGUAUAAUUAUGUAUUCAUAAGUGCUUAUUACAUAAUGUGUAUAUAUAUAGAGAGCAAGUACGAGAUAACUAUUUUAUGCCUAGUUUAUAUAUGUGAACGUAUAUAUAUAUUGGAUCAUAGCUCUGGUAGCUAUCCCCAGUUAGCAUCGACACUAUGCGUUUGAUUUUUAAAUAUAUUUUAUUAAUAUAUUCCGAUAUAUAGAUACUUUAAAGUAUAUGCUACAAAAAUACUGUUAUAUAUUUUUUACACAAUAACGAUAUUACGAAUUUCGCGUCAAUUGGAUCACUGGAAUUGCCUAAAGUCACUUAAGUCGAUCUUAACGAGAUAUUCAGGCUGAAGUCCGGAAAGGAAGUCCAGAUACUUAAGUGGGAAAGGCAUCGGCUUAAUUCGGUUUCCUCCUGCCCAGAAGUUUUUUGAGAUUCGGGAAAGGUAGAAAAAUGUAUUCGUAGAAUAUUGACAUCUUUCAUGAAAAUAGCGCAAGCAGUUGUGAGAACUUACCUUUAUUUUCCAAAGUCCGUCUCACUCUUGCAGUUAAUUAUUUCAGAUCUGGAGAGUAUUUGCUAGCAAAUUUACUUCUCGUGUAUUACCGUUUUGGAUAUUUAGAAAGUGAAUAUGCAACGCGUUAUGAAAGUGGGAAUAUUUAUCUUCUUGAAAUUUCAGAUCCCUUUGGAGAGACUUAGCGAUGUGGGAUUGUUAAAAAAUGUAUCGGAUUCUUAUGGAACUGUAAUUCUUAAUUUGAGCGAGUUGGAACCUUAAAGCAUGUUUUUUUUUUUCUUUGUAAGCACCCCUUUAGCUUUUAAUUGUAUAGAUAUGAUAAAUAUAAUUGUUAGUACUUAAUCGGAGACGCAAGGAACAUCUUUUAGUGGUCUUAUAUGUUUAGAAUUGCGAAGGAAAGAUAUUUUUUUUUUGUUCUUGUAAGACGAGAAUUGGUAACUUGCGAAGGUGAUAUUUCUCUUAAUGAGUAUUUUUAAAAUACUGUUUUAUUUUUGUUUGUUUUGUUGGAGUUUUAAAAAGAAACACUUGUAAUCGGAUACGAACACGGAUUCGUCUGGUUUGGUUGAGAAAUCUUGACCGAUCAUUCGGCACAAACUGUCCCUGUACCGAAGUAAUGUAACUCGAUGUAGUACCUGCCGGUUAGCUUUCUUGCUUAGCGAGUAGAGAUAUGCCUACGAUUUUGCUUCGACAACCCCAUUCAUCUUGUAAAUAGGAUUUAUUUUUUUUACCGACGGAAGGAAAAUGUUUAUAUAGGGACCUGAAAAAUUAGAGAAUAUAAUGUAAAUAGGCGAAAGAUGUUUUUAUCACUAAUUUUGGAGAAAACUUUCAGCAAUCAAUAAGAGAUACGAUAGUUUCGAGGCUAUAUUUUUUAAGAAAAGCUUUUAAUGCUAAUUAAAAAAAAAAAAAGAACAGAAACAAUGAUGUAGAGAAUUGGUUUAACUUUGAGCCGAAGCCUUUGUCAUGUGCAGGAAAGAGCAGGGAGUUAGACGUCAUAUUGAAGGUAUUCACGGUAUUUUAUUCACAUUAUAUUCAUAUUCAAUGUUCUGUAACACUUGUGUAUAAAUAAAUUCUACAUCAUCUGUA
Orussus abietinus is the source of this 7208-nucleotide messenger RNA. RefSeq lists its product as uncharacterized. The record is from RefSeq and is a predicted model, not a curated record. Gene Ontology annotation, biological process: response to unfolded protein; regulation of transcription by RNA polymerase II. Gene Ontology annotation, cellular component: nucleus. The transcript is spliced from 6 exons. Bases 1891 to 3783 code for a protein of 630 amino acids. Lineage: Eukaryota; Metazoa; Arthropoda; Insecta; Hymenoptera; Orussidae. Gene Ontology annotation, molecular function: RNA polymerase II transcription regulatory region sequence-specific DNA binding; DNA-binding transcription factor activity, RNA polymerase II-specific.